Molecule: messenger RNA, 957 nt
Organism: Gopherus flavomarginatus (Mexican gopher tortoise)
Lineage: Eukaryota; Metazoa; Chordata; Testudines; Testudinidae
Product: C-type lectin domain family 7 member A-like
Exons: 7
Coding region: 1-957 (318 amino acids)
Biological process (GO): cellular response to molecule of fungal origin
Molecular function (GO): (1->3)-beta-D-glucan binding
Source: RefSeq, a predicted model, not a curated record
AUGGCAGAGUGCUCCAUCUCUGGCUCCUCCAAGCUCCUGCCACUAAAGAGGCCAAACGAGGAGAAAAUGCUGUCAAAACAGGCAAAAAUCAAUCCUGCCCCAGUGGCUAAGUGGGGAGUCAGCCCAGGGGCAGCCCCAGAGGGGGAAGCUGGGCUGGAGGCUCCCAAGAAAGGAGAGGCCAGCCAAGAAGCCUCAAAGAGUGGAGAACCCAGGCAGGAAGCCCCCAAGAAGGGAGAGGUCAGCCCAGAGUUCCCCAAGAAGGGAGAAGCCAGGCAGGAGAUGCCCCAGGAGGGAGGGGCCAGCCAAGAGACCCCCAAGAAGCCAGUCUUCCCCUCUGGCAAAGUUCCUUUUGGGCCUCAGCACUGGCAGCUGGUGACAUUGAUUCUGGGGGUCUGUAGCGUGGUCUUGCUCAUCGUACUGCUGGGCUUGAUUGGCAAGUAUUUGCAUGUUUCAGAAACAACAAGGAGAAAGAUGGCUCCGCUCCAAAGACAGACCCAGAAGCUCAAGGAUUCAGUGAAGAAACAGGCAGGAGGCAAAGGCAGCAGAUGUGACUCGUGUCUGGACACCUGGGUGCAGCGUGGUGAUGCCUGCUACCUCUUCUCCAAUAUGAGUGCAAAGUGGCCAGAGUGUGUAGAGCAUUGUAAGAAGCAGGGCACCAAACUCGUUAAGAUGGACUCUCAAGGAGAACUGGCGUUCCUCAAACGGGAGACGCGUAAAUUGUACCGUGUCGAGUUCAGGUACCUCCGGCACUACAGUUACUGGAUUGGCCUGACCUACAAAGCCAGCCUCAAGAAGUGGGUCUGGCUGGAUGGGUCACCCUUCACGUUGGAUCUGUCUUCUGUGGGAGCCCAAGCUGCUUACGAUGCAAAUGACGCCUGUGUGUUUUUUAUACAAGGAAUGUCCCAUGCUAAGGGCUGUGCCACAAAACACUAUUGUCUCUGCAAGAAGACCAAGUGA